AUCAUCAUCAUCAUCAUCAUCAUCAUCAUCAUCUUUCUUUUUUGGCUGGCUUCAGUCUAAUGACAAACUACACACUACACACUACACACUACACACUACACUUGCAUCAUUCCAGAACCAACAUCUCUCCUCAUUCACCAUGCAACGCCCAGUACCUGGAUCCAAGCCCUCGGGUGGUUUCUGUCGCGCUGUCCUCCUCUUAUUACUUGCCCUCUUCAGUGUGACGAGCUUCAUUACCUUCAUCCUAGCUUCUGUGUCUGCUUGCAAAUAUCCAACGGUUUUGGGCCAUUUUAUCAAGACUAUGCGCGACCACCCGUCAACCCGAGCCCCUAUAUACUAGGAAGAUGAUGUCAUCGUACGGAAUCCCCUGACUUUCAUUGCGACAACCCGGAUGCCCUUCGUCUUCCUCGCCGUCAUGUACACGCUCGGCUGUGUCGCGCCCUUGAUCGCAGUGUUGAGGCUAGGCACGAGGGAUGUCCACAACCAUCGACUCGCCCGCUACGUCUUCAAGAUCGCAGCUGUGUUCACUGCAAUCUUCUUAGUCAUCUUCUAUUUCUCUUGGUCUGCUACGCCCUUGACUUUCAUUCUUCCCUUUGUGGCGAAAUGGCGAAGUGGCAUGGCAGCUGUUAUCAUGGCCCAUAUCAAUCUAUUUAUCGUCAUGCUGCUCACUUUGACUGCGGCCGCCCUCGACAUUCAUAAGGACUCCAAGCCAGAAGGUCCCGGUAGUCGCGCGCAGAGUCAGGCAUAAGAAGUUACGCAGUGGGCAUUAAUGCCUGGGGAGUUGAGGUUACUUUGACAUUAUUAUUA
This is a messenger RNA of Fusarium graminearum PH-1, 807 nucleotides long. RefSeq lists its product as uncharacterized. The transcript is spliced from 2 exons. The record is from RefSeq and is a predicted model, not a curated record. Bases 392 to 748 code for a protein of 118 amino acids. NCBI's taxonomy places the organism in Eukaryota, Fungi, Ascomycota, Sordariomycetes, Hypocreales, Nectriaceae.